Messenger RNA from Aplysia californica (California sea hare), 1215 nucleotides. RefSeq lists its product as uncharacterized. Lineage: Eukaryota; Metazoa; Mollusca; Gastropoda; Aplysiida; Aplysiidae. The transcript has 5 exons. Gene Ontology annotation, biological process: protein import into nucleus. Gene Ontology annotation, cellular component: nucleus. Bases 1 to 1215 code for a protein of 404 amino acids. The record is from RefSeq and is a predicted model, not a curated record.
AUGCCGUCCCGCUGUUUUAUUCCCCGAGACUUGUUCUGCCAGGACAUAAACCCCGACUUCUUUACUCCCGUCCCUGACGUGACUAAUCGUGUAGUGCGAAUCCAGGUGAGUCCUGAGGGCAGCACCAGAACGACCAGUCAGUCCAACCUCGCGGUCAAAGGUAAGAAUGUGUGGGCUUUGUCCCUCGAGUCGGAACGCCAUGGACGCCUUGAGAUGGCCACAGCAGAAGUCAAAAUUCCCUCCCGCCCUCAGGAAAAGACCCAGGCAGCGGGCGCCUCCGUCUGCCGGCACCGGAAGUUGCGUCACAUGUGUCAGGUGUGCUGUGACAACUGGGUGGGCACGCCCACCGCCCCUCCUAAGAAAAAGCACUGCCGCUCUUUGUCGGUGCCGCCAGAGGGACCUGUCUCUCUGCCCACCCCAGGGAAAGAGCCCGGUGCUAAGAUCUGGAGGCCCAUCGCUGUGAUCCCACUCAGCAACAGCGCCACAGACAGCAAAGACAGAGACUUUGUGUACCCCAGCAACGCUAUGUCAGCCAUGGUGUGCCCUCCCUUCAACGAGUCGUCAGUUACCACAGGCAAGUGGUUGCCCCGGCUCACCUCCUCUGGUGGUUUCGUCAAGCUUCUGCCGCCAAAGUCGUCCGCCUCGUCCCCAUCUGUGCCCUCUUCGCCCAGUGUGGACAGCGGUCACUUUACCACAUCGGACUUGCAGACGCCACCGGGCUCCCCCGUGCCCCGACCGGCCUCGGCGGCCUCCAGCGACACCUCCUCCUUCAGCUCGCUGGGAUCGCCCUGGCUCGAGUACAGCCCGCUGCGCGGCCCGCGCGUCCGCGUACUGGAAAACCGCAGUCUUUCAUUGGAGGACAGAAUCUCCGGCUCCGCCUCCUCCGCCGCGUCCACGCCCAGUUUCCACUCGGGAUUCGACCCGUCCCACCGGUGCCGGAGUAGCAGCAGCCAGGACGGGGCCGGGGAAGGGUGUGGCGAGGUGGGGGGCGGACCGUGUGGCGGACUCGGCGGGAUCAUCCCACGAUGCCACUCGCAGCCCUGCGUGCUGCACCACCGCCGCUGUGGCAAGAAGCGGCGCCGAGACUGUGAUAAUCGACCCAACCUCAACUUUAACAAGAUGACCGAGAGAUGGUCUAUGGUUCUUUAUUUAGCACAGCGACAGCUACAAGAAAAGAACAGACUAGAGAUUGGUGAAGAUGUUGGGGAGUCUUAG